AUGUCCUGCGUCAACGAUGAAAACUUCGUAGCCGUCGCGCUCGUUAUCAACCGGUCUCGCGAUGGACCCGCCUUCGUCUUCCACUAUCCCUCCCAUGUCCAGGCUCUCUCCAAUCUCGCCGACAAGGCAAAGGAGGUAGACGCCGAAGACGUGCUCUUUGAGCGCCUGUGGCAUCCUGCCAGUGCUGAACCUGCGCCUCAAGCCGCCGAGACCCGUGCCGGCGUUCGUGAUGAUCACUACGUGACCGAAUCGGGAUCGCAAGUCGUUCCAUGGGAGCAUGUAGCCGGCUUUCCAGCUCGUGAUCUUGCCGGUAUCUUGACUCCUGCUCGGUCCUAUCAUAAGAAGCUCUUCCAGCUCUCUCUCGACCCGCUUCUCUGUGUCUCUUACCCUAUCCAUGUGCCUGAAAAUGGGAAGUGGAAGAAGCCGAAAAAGGCCAGCAAGGCAAAGGCUGCCAGGGAUCUUGAUGAGGGCAUUGCACCAGACGAGCCUAACCCUCCCGUGCCCGUAAUCAAGACGGAACCAAGUAAAGAGAAGACCAAAGAAGGCAAGAAAGAUGAGACGGAAGAAGAGAAGCGAAGCUCCAUGACCAUGUUCAACUUGGUCUUCUUUUUAAAUCCCAAGAAGCAUGAAACUAGGGAACUUGUUGACUCACUAUAUUCCAAUAUUGUGAAAAAGGUCAACAAAGCGUACCAGUAUAGCCAACAGCACAGCGAAUUUGUGUGGAAGGAGUCAAAACGCAUCUUGGCUGCAAAAGACAGAGCUCGUGAAGAGAAAAAGAAGAUGAGUGCUCUGUGGAAAGAAUUAACCCAAAACUCCUCAUUGGCAGCGUCUAUGCGUGAAAUCUACGACGCCGUCUCUCAGAAUAGGAUUGCCACUUUGCAUCUGGACACCGUGGAUGGCAUCCUGACACCAUCUGUCCAGAUCCCCGUCCCCCUGUUCGUUGCGGAUCUGCCCGCGGAAGACGAUGAGCGGCAUCGCGGGUUAUGGCUUACCACGGCCAAUGCGUUCCUGAGCCAGGAUGCCCUCGAAGAGCCGGGAUUCCUGGAUCGCAACUUCGCUCUGCUGCUCACAGACGAUGAAAAGAAGAUUGUCGCUGAACUGCAGAAUGAUCGGGACCAGACCGCUUUAUCCAUGGUUGAGUUUGCGCGGCUCGCCAAACCGACAUUGUCCUUCUAUCAAGUUGGCCAAAGCAAUAUCCUCACUCUGGACCAAGUCCGCAAAUAUGCCCAGCACUUCAUCUUUUGGCGUCGUGCCAUGGCCAUCCCACCACUUCACCCUCGUGACAUCUACAUCGUAUCCCCAAACUGCGAUCUUGAGAGGCUUUGUCAGGAUGCCCAAGACUGGCAGAGGGCCUUCCCUCUAGCUCCACCUCUGCCUACUUUCCUAGCUGAGCUCUCCGUCCUACCUCGGCCUUACAAAUUCAUUACUCCCAGCAAAGCUCACCGACCGCUUUAUCUCCGCAUGCUGGCUUGGUUGAUGCGAGGCGGCUGGGUAACUCAGCUUUGCACAUUUGCCUAUGUCGUUGUAUGGCCGGAAAUCUUAUAUGAGGUUGACUACGAGAUCGAAGCAGAGGAACUUGGUGUUUCCACCUCCUCUGUCGACGGAACCGAUACCACUAGUAUCCAUACCGCCCAAAGCACUCUGGAUGGCCAAUCCACGCACUCAUCACUCACAUCGCCGCCGCCACAACUACCCUCGCAGCAACCGCAACAAUCACAACAGCAGCAGCAGCCACAAACACAGGGACAGCCAAACAUUCCCAAUCCAUCCACCACAUCUGCGGCCGAGCACUCAGCCGAAAUGGCCCGCCUCGAACGCAUUGCCAUGAAAGCUCACCGUGAACUUGCCGAUAAAGCCACCGCCCACGCCCGUAAAGUCGCUCCUGUCGCAACCACCAACCCGUCCCUCAACGACGCGCCACACCUCGCCGGCCUCACGCCGCACAUCAUCAUCGACCCUAAGAAGGCCACGGGCAAGGAAUCUCGCUACCUCUCCGCCAUUGCGCGUCGCUUCAAGGACGAGGAGCAACGGUCAGCGUGGCAACUCAUGUGUAAAUACUUUGAUGGGCGGUGUGCCCUGGAGAGAAUCGCCCUGCAGGAGGACAUGAAGCGGAAGAAGACGUGGACUCUGUUGACGAGCAUGAGGGAGUAUCUUUUGACUACAAGACAUUGGUGA
Trichoderma asperellum CBS 433.97 is the source of this 2175-nucleotide messenger RNA. RefSeq lists its product as uncharacterized. The record is from RefSeq and is a predicted model, not a curated record. NCBI's taxonomy places the organism in Eukaryota, Fungi, Ascomycota, Sordariomycetes, Hypocreales, Hypocreaceae. Gene Ontology annotation, biological process: positive regulation of autophagy; cellular response to amino acid starvation; TORC1 signaling. Gene Ontology annotation, cellular component: GATOR1 complex.